Candoia aspera is the source of this 1693-nucleotide messenger RNA. RefSeq names its product SREK1 interacting protein 1 (gene SREK1IP1). Lineage: Eukaryota; Metazoa; Chordata; Lepidosauria; Squamata; Candoiidae. Bases 83 to 556 code for a protein of 157 amino acids. The transcript is spliced from 5 exons. Gene Ontology annotation, molecular function: nucleic acid binding; zinc ion binding. The record is from RefSeq and is a predicted model, not a curated record.
CUGGCUGAGAAACGUUGUCCCGAGAGCUCGUCCGGCGGGAGUUAGUUGAGGCUUAGAGGCUGGGUGGGGGUGCGUCGGGCGCAUGGCGUUGCCAGGUGGAAAUAAAGAUAAUAUCAGGGCAGGGUGCAAGAAAUGUGGCUAUCCGGGUCAUCUGACAUUUGAAUGCCGAAACUUUCUCCGUGUGGAUCCCAAAAGAGACAUUGUUUUAGAUGUGAGUAGCACAAGCAGUGAAGAGAGUGAGGAAGAAGAGCUGGGGAAACUUCAUGUCAUUCCAGAAAAGCAGUGUAUUCCUGAUGAAGAAGAAAAGAAAAAGAUCCAAAAGAAGAGCAAGGAAAAAUCGAAAUUAAAGAAGGCAAGAAAAAGAUCUCAUUCUUCAAGCACCACAGAAGAUGAUGAACCUAAAUCAAAAAAGCAGAAAUCCCAGAAAAAAGAAAAGAAGAUGAAAAAGAAUAAAUCCAAGAAAAGAAAACGUCAUCACAAAAAGGGGGAGAAAAAACACAAAAGAGGGAAAGAUUCUUCAUCUUCUGAUAGUUCAGAUUCUUCUAGCAAUGAUUGAAAAACAAGGGUUAGGUUGAUUUACAUCAAUCCUAGUUCAAAUUAUAAUGCUGCAAGAUGUGUACUCAAUAUUUAUUUUAAAAAUGUCUUCUUUGUAUUUAACUUUGGGGGGGGGAAUUUAGAUUUACAUUCUCCUUUGUGUUACAACUUUUAUUUGUACGUCCUGUUUGGAAGGAAAUAAGUGUUCUCAGAUUUUAAUCUCUCAAACAAUUAUAAAUUAUUCAGUUAUUCAUGAACAAAACCCAGUAAUCUUAGACGUACAGUCCUGUAAUCCUACAGUCCUUCUGCUAUUCAACAGGCAAACACAAGAGGCUGUUGAUCUGCAGGUUCCAGAUCCUAUUUAUCUCCAUUAUCUGUCCCAGAAUGAGAAGAAAAAACCUGCCCAAUCCUGUAGCAGACAUGUAUCUCCCUUAAUUGGGAACAUUAAGAAUGGAACUCUUCUUAAAGACUCAUAACAAAGAAGAGAUGCCCCACUUGCAUCAUCUUCCCUCCCAGUAGAAACCCAGUGGGGCAUAGGAACAAGUAAUUUUUCUUCUUUCAGUUCUUCCUUCUGUCCCAUGGAACUGUUUUGUCAUUUUGUUCUGUUGUUAAGGUAUACAUUCUUUUACAAGUUUUUAGUAAAACAAGAUGGGGGUGAAUAUCUUAGAAAACUUUAAAACAAACAAUCAUUGCUAGGUAUAAACUGAUGAUUCCAGAACUAAUCACUCUUGGAAGUGUGCAUGCAAGUAUGCAGCAUGGAAUGUAAAGGAGUGUGAAAAUGUUGAAAGGUUGUUUUAGCAUAUUAAAGGUGCACAGACAAGUUGGUAGAUGUAUCUCUGGAUCAGGAUGUAAGUUUGUUAGGAGUGUAAAUAUUGAGAAUUAAAUGAGCAAAGUAGACAUAGAUUUUUAAGCACCUAGUGAUUUUUUUCAAGUAGAAAACCAUGCUCUUUGAACACUUUAACUAAAGAUGAAAACUAUUUUUAUGCUGUUUUUUUAUUUCCAUGUUGUUUCUUGCCAUUUAUUUGUAUAGAUGAUGAGAAAAUAGUAUAUACUUUUUGUUGGACCAAAGAAGUAAGCCUGGUUGAAUUUGUAAGCUAAAUGAUUGUUUUAUUGUGCUUAGUUGACUGAAAAAUAAAAAUAUAAGAACUCUGUUUUAGCA